AUGACCGACGCCUACCUAAUAACCGGCGGAUUAUCCGACUUCGCCAAUGAAAUCAUCAUAAAUCUUUCGAAAAAAUCGAUUCGAGCGGUGGUUUUGCAUAAUCAUAAUGAGAAAUAUAACAAGGUUUGAUUUUUCAGUACCAAUCCAAGCUUGAAAAUUUCAGAUAAGGAUCGAGGCCAAAGACGCGGAAAAUGUGAAGAUUUUCAACGUGGACAGCCUCAACGAGGAGGCUAUCACUAAGAUUAUCAUCCAGGAGAACGUAAGUUGGAAAAAUUUUCCGCCGCACGUGGAAUGGCUAUACGCGUCGCGGUCGCGUAGCGGUUAUUUUAAAAGAUAUUGCAGUCAAAAAAGAAAAAAUAAGAAGUCAUGAUGGGACUUUUUCUGCUGAAAAAUCAAAAAUCCGUGGCCGCACUUGGAAUGGCUCAACGCGUCGCGGUCGCGUAGCGGUUAUUUUUUAAAGAUUUCGAGGUCAAAACGAAACUGUUUCCGCUGUAAAAUCAAAAAUCCGUGGCCGCACUUGGAAUGGCUCAACGCGUCGCGGUCGCGUAGCGGUUAUUUUUUAAAGAUUUCGAGGUCAAAACGAAACUGUUUCCGCUGUAAAAUCAAAAAUCCGUGACCGCACGUGGAAUGGCUAUAGGCGUUGCGUUCGCGUAGCGCUUUAUUUUGAAAGAUAUUGAAGUCAAAAAAGAAGAAAUUGAAGUCAUAAUAGGAUUUUUUGCUGCUGAAAAAUCGAAAAUUUGUGUCCGCACUUGGAAUGGCUAUAAGCGUCGCGGUUAUUUUGAAAGAUAUUGAAGUAAAAAAAGAAAAAAUUGAAGUCAAAGUGGAACUAUUUCCGCUAAAAAAUCAAAAAUUCGUGGUCGCACGUGGAAUGGCUUUACGCGUUGCGGUCGCGUAGCGGUUAUUUUCAAAAAUUUUGAAGUCAAAAAAAAAAGUGGUCAAAAUGGAUCUGUUCUUGCUGGAAUAUCGAAAAUCCGUGGCCGCACGAGGAAUGUCUCAACGCGUUGCGGUUGCGUAGCGGCUCUUGCUUUUCGACGCGUCUGUGCGAAAGCCGUUUCUAGUCGGGCGCGUUUUGAAGCUCAACUGUUCUGUUGUUCAAUCAUCAUUCAAAAAAUCGACCUUUCAGAUAACUACCGUAAUCGACUGCUCCCUGACAACUUUCGUGGUGAAAUCGGCGCCUCUAGAAGCUGCUCAGAAACUUUUGCUGGUUAGUUCAUUUUAAUUGGGACUUCUCUAAACCCUCUUUUUCUUGUACACUAUCUCAUGAAAAUCCCAAAAAAAAAACAACGAUUUUUUUCAAGGGGAUCACAAGCGUUCUGGAUGCGGUCCGGAAAAGUGGGAGAAUCGAAAAAUUCGUGUUGAUCAGUGGAGAGGAGGUGAUUUUUUUCAUUAUUGAUUUUUUAAAUUACCUAAUACACCUUGGUCGCACUGGGAAUUGUUCGAAAUUAUGGUUUUUUUGAAGCAGCGCGUAAGUCGUUUCAGGUCGGGCGCAGUUCUUCAAGCCAUUCCCCUUGCGACCAGAGUUUCAGAAAUUAUAAAAUAAGGGGUUCUGCCUCAUUUUCCUUCAUCUUAUAUUCAAAAAAACAACCUACAGUGACACAGGUAUACGGUAACAAUGAGCGAAAAGUGGAAGACGAGCCCCUGACGCCGGUGGACUUUGUGGGGAGUGCUCAGAUGUCCGUCGAAGCCAUGGUUCACUCCUACGCCGUCAGCUACCGUACACCUACAGUAAUCGCUCGGCUCUCGUCGCGUAUAUUCUACGAUGACUUUGAACAAUUUCAUAUGAACUUGGCAGUGAGCCACGGUGAGUUCCUUGGGUUUCUGGUCGCAUGUGGAAUGGCUCGAAGAGCGUUGCGUUCGCGUAUAGACUUUUUUCCACCGCGACCGCAACGCGUCCUCCUCAAUGAAAAGCCGUGGUCGCACUGGGAAUGGCUCGACGUGAUUUUUUAAGCAGCGCGUGAGUCGUUUCAAGUCGGGCGCGGUUCAAAAAAACUCUUUUUUAAACCGCAACGCGUCCUCCUCAUUGAAAAACCGUGGUCGCACUUGGAAUGGCUCGACGUAAUUUUUUUAGCAGCGCGUGAGUCGUUUCAAGUCGGGCGCGGUUCAAAGAAAAACUCUGGCCUAUCUGUUGCUCUCUCGCGUUCCCGUGCUGUCCUUCUAUGACCUGGUGAGAGAAAAGAGAGCGCAGACAGGUCAGACAGUUUCCUGGCGAAGUUCUUGGAACUCCAGAGCGACUAUAGGGGCCACUUAACCAACCCCUAAAGCUUGCAGAAGUGGUCCCUAUAUGGACUUCAGUUAGUGGCCCUUAUAGGGGUCAUGCUAUUGGUCCCUAUAGGGACUGCUGGCCCUCUCGAGACAAUCCCAUAAAAUGCAGUUUUUGUUGAAUGUUGGAUCGUAUACUUCCUUUCCAUUCCUCUGAGUUGUCUGCGCUCUCUCUUCUCUAAGAAAAUAGGAGUAAUGACGUCACUGAGAGAAUAGAGAGCCCAGAGAAACCAGAUUUUUCAAAAAACUUUCAUUUUUCGAAAUUUUCAGGCUCUAAAGUCAAAACUUUGCGUGGAUCGGAGGCCGCGGAAGCCGUUUUCCUCCUUUCCAAGGAAAAUCCAACCGAACCGGCUGAAGUCUUCAAUAUUGGGGAUUUCAAAAAAUACAGCUUCUCGACAUCUGUAAGAGCGUUGUUUGCAUUCAGAAAAUUCCUGAAUUUAUUCAGAAAGUGCCCAAAAAAAGCUUCCUGAACGUCGAGAAGCUCCAGAAGAGGAUCAAGUGGGACCCAGAGGGCAACGAAAUUCUGGGUUCCAAUUUUCCAAAUUAUAGUCGCAUGGGGAAUAACUCAACACAAAAAAAUGGUUGCGCCCGACCCAAAACGGGUUUCGCCUGAAGGCAUUCAGAAGCAUAGGAAGACAAAAAAAAAAAUCGAUUUUUGACGCUAUUUUUAACGCGAAUUUUUAAAAUUUAUCCAUUUUUUACGAACUUUCUAGUCGCAUCAUGAGGAAAGACUUAACGCGUAAAAAAUGGCUGCGCCCGACCCAAAACGAGUUUCGCCCGAAGACAUUCAGUUGCAUAGAAAGACAAAAAAUUUUUGACGCAGUUUUUCAACAAUUUUUAACGUGAAUUUUCAAAAGUUGAAGAUUUUGUCACGAAAAUUUUUGUCGCAUCAUCAGGAAUGACUAAAAACGUGAAAAAAUGGCUGCACCCGACCCAAAACGGGUUUCGCUCGAAGGCAUUGAGAUGCAUAGAAAGACAAAAAGUCGAUUUUUGACGCAAGUUUUCAGUUAUUCUAAACACUACUAAGGGGGAGACGACUCAGCACGUGAAAAUUGGUUGCGCCCGACCCGAAACGGGUUUCGCUCGAAGACAUUCAGAAGCAUAGAAAGACAAGAAAAACGAUUUUUGACGCUAUUUUCAACGCGAAUUUUCAAAAUUUGAACUUUUUUUUCACAAACUUUCUAAUCGCAUCAUGGUAAAAGACCUAACGCGUAAAAAAAAUGGUUGCGCCCGACCCAAAACGGGUUUCGCUCGAAGGCAUUCAGUAGCAUAAAAACACAAAAAAGUCGAUUUUCGAAGCUAUUUUUCAGCUAUUUUUAUCGCUAAUUUUUAAAAUUUGACCAUUUUUCACGAACUUAGUGGUCGAGAAUGGCUCAAGACUAUCGAAAAAAUUCAAAUUUUCGAUUUUUUUUUCGAGCCAUUCCAAGUGCGGCUUUGCAUUAAAAUAAGAAAGCUGUUUCCAGGAGUCCUAGACAACUGGGGUUACGCUGAAAAAUUCACCGAAAUCGGCCCGAUUCCAAUGAUCUACGGUUCAAACACUUGGAUCGGACGUCAAUUUAUCGAUUUAUUGAAAUCGAAGAAUAUAGUUCAUUUGGUAAGUUAUUGAUUGAUUUAUUUUGAGUAAAAUUUUUUUUCUAGGUACCAGAAACCGAAGCGAAUGAGGGGACAAAUCUACGAGUUAGGGAAGAAAUUUUAGAAAAAAUGCCGUCUCACGUCUUCUUCUUCGGCGAUGAGCCGAAUCAAGGUGAUUUUUUGGAAAAAUUAAAAAAUAGCUUCACUCUGAACCUCAUAAUGUUAAGCUAGCACAGUGGGAAGAGCUGCUGAAGUGCGUUUUUUGAUAAAUUUACAGUACUGGGAAAAUUUUAGUGGUCACUAUAGAGGCUCGCCAAGGACACUAAAGUGGCCACUAAACCCGCCUCUAUAGUGGUCACUAUUUUCCGUUCAAGUGGCCACUUCAGUAGUUUUUAAUUCAGUAUUCCUUCCAGUAACUCUGAUAAUUUUGAAACAAACAGAUUGGACCAGUUAUGUUGAUCCAUUGACCCCUAAAGUGGCCACUGUAAUGUUUAGUGGUCUAGUAAUAGCUUUUAGCUUAAGUGACUCCAGUGGUCACUUAAGAGGUGCCUUAAGGAUCACUUGGAGAGGGCACUAAAGGGGCCACUAAAACCACCUCUAUAGAAGCCACUUUUUGGGUCUUAGUGGCCAUUAUAGUAGUUUUAGUGACCUCAGACUUCUGAGAAGGUCUCUAAUCUUUAACCCCUCAAGUGGCUACUAAUUCGAAUACUAUAGUGGCCACUAAAACGUCGAAACCCUAUAGUGGCCACUAAAACUUUUCCCAGUACAAAAUGUUUGACUUAAAGAAAAAUAAGGAAGUAUAGGUAUUGAAAAAUAUUGAAAAGUCACUAUAGAUCCCAAAAAAAUCGAUAAGAUCCGAUAGAACUGUUGAGGAAAUUACUUAAGUGCUCGCUUGAAAUUUAAAUUUUGAAAACCUCUAACAUCUAAUAACAAGCAAAUUAUCCCAAAUUUUCAAGACUCGAGCUAAAAAAAUUACUAAAAAGUGUAAUUUUUUGAACUCUCAAGUCCAUUCACAACAGAUUUCGCUAGUUUGACAAAAAAAGUUUCAAUUUUUCAAAUAUUUAAAAAAACUUCCCAACGAUCUAUAGCCUUUGUGCCACGACUAGGAAUUUCACCAAACGACAUUCCGCUGUUCCGCUGCGUGCGGUCGCGGAGCGGCUUUGACUUUGCGAAACUCGGUCGCGCUUUUAAAUUUUUAUCAUUGCUUGUAUAUGCUGUUCCGUUGGGAAAAUGUCAAAGUCGAGUACUGAAAGAAAAAAAAAACCGCGGCCGAGAUUCGCAAAGGCAAAGCCGCUUCGCGACCGCACGCAGCGGAACAGCGGAAUGUCGUUCGGUGAAAUUCCCGCUCUGGGACACCGACUAUAUAAACUGAGUUUUUUAUAUUCCCAGGAUAAACUAUAACUUCCUUUUUAGGAAAUUACGAAGGCGACUGCUUCAAGUUGCGAGAAAACGUCGCUCAGAACUUGUACGCCCCUUGGCUCCUGGCCAGCGUUUGUCAACCUGUCGGACUUCAUUUCACUUAUGUUGGCACUGGCGACGUCUUCGGCGCUUCUGAAGACCUGCAAAAGGUUAUAAGUGGCCACUAUAGGGUGAUAAUAUUCACUCCUUCUUAAGUGGUUCCUCAGAGAACUGAUGAUCUUUAUUCUUUUAUAAGUGGUCGCUAGAGGAUUGAUAAUCUUCAUUUCUUCUUAAGUGGUCCCUAUAGGGUUAUGGUUUUCAUCCAUUUGUAAGUGGUCCCUAUAGGACUGAUGGUCUUCAUUCCUUCAUAAGUGGCCCCUAUAGCAUCUUUACUCCUUCGUAAGUGGCCCCUAUAGGAUAAUUACUUCAUUUCUCUGUAAGUGGUCACUAUAGCAUCUUUACUCCAUCAUAAGUGAUCACUAUAGGGUUGAUGAUCUUCAUUUCUUUGUAAAUAAUCGCUGUAGCUGUUUUUGGGGUGGUAACUGGGAGCUUGGGAGCUUGGGAGUUGGGACUCGGGACCUGGGAGUUGAAAGUUGGAGCUUGGGACGUGAAACUUGAGAGUUAGGGCUUGGAACCGGGGAGUUGAGAGUUGGGCCUGGGAGUUGAGAGUUAGGGCUUGGGACUUGGGAGUUGAGACUUGGGACUUGGGACCUGGUAGUUGAGAGUUGGGACUCGCGACCUGGGAGUUGAGAGUUAGGGCUUGGGACCUGGGAGUUGAGAGUUAGGGCUUGGGAUCUGGGAGUUGAGAGUUGGGCUUGGGACCUGGGAGUUGAGAGUUGGGGCUUGAGACCAGGAAGAUGAGAGUUAGGGCUUGGGAUCUGGGAGUUGAGAGUUGGGCUUGGGACCUGGGAGUUGAGAGUUGGGGCUUGAGACCAGGAAGAUGAGAGUUGGGCUCGGGACCUGGGAGUUGAGAGUAACAAUCCUCACUCCUUCUCAAGUGGUCCCUUCAGGGUGAUAAUUUUCCUUUAUAAAAGUCACAAAACCAACUUUAAUGUUCAAGUAGUCCCUAGAGAAGUGAUUUUCGUCAAGAAUUCCCAAAAAUCGACGGAAUUUAGACCCUCUUUUCCAUAGUCAGAAUAGAAAAACUUUCCCGAGAUUCAUUUAAAAAUCUAAUUUAGGAAGAAGACGAAGGAAAAAACGCCGAGACUUCCUACACGGCGGUUAAAAGACACACCGAGAAGCUUCUCCGGCAUUUUGAAGGUCUUUUUUGUGAUUAUUAUUGAUUUAUUGAUUUUUUAAGGUACCCUUCAAUGUCGAGUACAGUUUCCAGUCAAUGGGAAAGCUGAGGAAGAAAAUCCGCUUUUCAAGGUUUUUUAAAAAAAAUUUCUAUGACGUUUAUGGAAAGAAAAUCCAACGUAAAAUUCUUAGGAACUCCAAAGUGGUCCCUAUAAGGGCCUUUGAAGGUUCCCCUUUAGAAGCCACUUUACCAACCCCUAUAGGGGCGACUUAAGCUAACAAAAGUGGUCCCUCUAGGGUUUUUCCCUCCUCUGCGACCACUUCACCACCCCCUUUAAAGGACCACUUAGCUAACAAAAGUGGUCCCUCUAGGGUUUUCUGUUAGUGGCCCCUCUAGGAGAGCAUUCUAGUGGUCCCUAGAGGGACAAAAAAAAAGCUUUUUUUCCCCAAUAAAACAAAGAAAAUGCGCCCUAAGGAACAAACCUACAGUAUUUUUUUUUUACUUCUGAUUCCCUUUUCAGAUCCAAAACGAAGCGCCAAACCCUCAAGCGGUCACUUCAGUGACAAUCCUCCCCGAGUGUCUACCUCUCAUACUCGAUUUGGCAUUAAAGAAGUUGAUUUUUGGCGCGAAAAAUUUAUCGAAAAUUAUUAUUUUCAGAAAAACGGGUGUUUGGAACACUGCCAAUAAAGGAGCUAUAACAUUUGGGGAAAUUAAUCAACUUUUGGGAAAAUCCAGUGGAUCCAAUAAUGUGAGUUUAAUACCGGAAAAGUUUUAGAAAAGCAAAAAAAUAUCACGAAAUAAAUCAAAUAACUGCUUUCGAGACGAAAAAACCGAUUUUUCAUAAAUUUCCCGCUACUAGAAAAAAAAUUGGACGCACUUGGAAUGGCUUAACACAACGCGGUUGCAUCAAAACCAAUCCGACUUUCAGUUACUUGCGCUCAAACGUAUCUUACAGCAUCUGCACUGCCAAAGUCGGAAGUGCGGAAAACGGGUGCAAAAUGGCCCCUAAAAGGGUUCCGUUUUGCGGCCUUUAUUGAGCCUUUCUUGGUGGGCUGAAAAGCCUUAAAAAAGGAUCCAAAAAGGGUCCAAAAAGGGUGCUAAAAAGGCCAUUAAUGAUUUCCAAUGUUAUUACUGUAGCUCAUUUUGGUUCAUACACGGUCACUGUUAUAGAUUAUUCUCAAUUUGGAAAAUUUCGUGUUUCUCAAAAAGGUCCAAAAAGGGUGGAUAAAGGCCGAUGAAAGGCCGGAAAAAGGAAACCAUUGCCACCCAUUUAGGAACAAUCAAUGGAACCCUUUUGAUCCAUCACGGACUUUCAAAGGGCCCUUCCUUCUAUUCUGACCGCAGCGCAACCGCAAAGCUCUGAGCCAUUCCAAAUGCGACCAGAAUAUUCAGCGUUUUUGAAAAAAACGAAUUUUCUUACAAAAUUUUUCAGAACAACGACACCAAAAACACCAAUCCUACCUCGAAUUCCGUCGUCCUUGACACUUCAAAGCUGGAGUCCGAGUUUCCAGAACUUCCCACGGCCAGGGAAAGCCUCAAGACGUGCAUAACUCGAAUGAAUCUAUGA
Messenger RNA from Caenorhabditis auriculariae, 8033 nucleotides. The record is from the annotation of a GenBank genome assembly. Lineage: Eukaryota; Metazoa; Nematoda; Chromadorea; Rhabditida; Rhabditidae.